This is a messenger RNA of Teleopsis dalmanni, 1053 nucleotides long. RefSeq lists its product as uncharacterized. The record is from RefSeq and is a predicted model, not a curated record. The coding region runs from base 18 to 911 and encodes 297 amino acids. The transcript has a single exon. NCBI's taxonomy places the organism in Eukaryota, Metazoa, Arthropoda, Insecta, Diptera, Diopsidae.
AAAUACACAUUGCAUAUAUGGGGUAUCUAAAAUAUUUUGCAUCAGUUCUUUCUGAUAUUAUGCCUUAUUUGAUUUAUCUCUUUGUAAUUUUUACAUUUUUUCCGAAAUCACUGCACAAAAUAAAAAUAUUCGCAAAAAAUAAUUAUGAUUCGAAUAGAUAUCAUCGUUGUUAUUCGCCUAAUGAGUGUUGUCACGUUACUAAAGACAUCUCCAAAAAAGUAAAAAUUCGAAGAGCUGUAACUCGUAAUGAACGGAAACAGAAUUCGAACACAAAUAUUUCAAAAUAUUUUCAAAAUAUAUAUGAAGCACAACCGAAGGACACGCACGCUAUCGAAGUUAAUAAAAUGACAGAAGAAUUUGGAACAACAAAUGAUGGCAUUGAUGUUUAUACAAAGCGAGAAAGCUUGGCUCAAAAGCAGAUGUGUCUCCAUUCUAAGAUCGAUGACACCAUUGCAUUGCAUGAUGUUGAAAAUUUGAAAAAAAACAGUGUAACUCAAGUCAACUCUGAUUGGAAUAUAUAUGACGAAAUGAUAUCACAAUCUCUUCUUCAAACAUCAUAUAAAAAUAAGAUAUCUUCUGAAGCAUCAACUGUAGAAAUUUCGUCAAAAAUAAGUGCCUCCACAAAUUCGUCACCUUUUUUUCAAAACAGACGAUUAAAUGUUCAACCUAGUUUAGAGGAUGUAAUUGUGACAAUUACCCGGAAUGUAGAUAAAAAUGAAAAUACUGUCAAUAGUAGCUGUAAUUACUUAAUGCCUGUAAAUUCCAUUGAUGAUAUUUUAUCACAGCGUCGAUUAUCACGCCCACUUUCCGCAUAUUCAAUAAGUGAUUUGCUGCUUAAUGAGGAAAAUUCCCGUUUCGUAAUGGAUGAUGCGCAUAUAGAUAAUUUUCUUCAUGCUUUAAAUGGAUCUUAGUAUCAUGACAGGUGAUUAUAUAUAAUAUAAAGUAUAUGAUUAGUAAAAUUAUCAAAACGAGUGUACAAAUGUGCCAUGAUGUUUUUAAAACUAAAACCUACAGUAUCAAAACUAAACACUAUCAUGUAAAAAUUCUACUAAU